AUGAUUGAUUUCAAUCCAAUGGUGAGAUUCCGACUCUGUUUCGCCUUGUUCAUCAUCCUCUACGUGUUAUCUGCGAAUCCGAAAUUAAUCGAAUCGUGGGAUGAUGAGAGUGCGAUUCGAUUCGACAAUCCGCCAACACCAUCUCCGGCGCCGGAGCCUCACCCGGAUGACGACGAUUCGUCUGUUUCAUGUGUCGAUGACCUAGGCGGCGUUGGCUCUCUGGAUUCCACGUGUAAGCUCGUCGCCGAUUUGAAUCUCACACGUGACCAUUACAUCUCCGGCAAGGGCAAUCUCCACGUCUUGCCCGGCGUCAGAUUGGUUUGCCAGUUACCCGGAUGUUCGAUUACAGUCAACAUCUCCGGGAAUUUCUCAUUGGCUGAGAACUCGACUCUCAUCGCCGGAACGUUCCGUCUCGCAGCGGAAAACGCCGAAUUCGGGCUUAACUCGUCCGUGGACACAACCGGAUUGGCUGGGGAACCGCCGGCGGAUUCUAGCGGUACGCCGGAGGGAGUGGAAGGAGCCGGUGGGGGAUACGGUGGAAGAGGUGCUUGCUGCUUAUCGGAUACGACUACGAAGCUCCCGGAGGAUGUGUGGGGCGGUAAUGUGUACGGUUGGUCGUCUCUGGAGAAACCGGAGAUUUACGGUAGCAGAGGUGGGUCCACGAGCAAUGAGGUUGAUUACGGUGGAGGUGGCGGCGGAACGGUGGCGAUGGAGAUUUUAGGGCAUGUGGGGUUAAACGGUAGCGUUUUAGCUGAUGGGGCCAGUGGAGGAGUUAAAGGUGGUGGUGGGUCCGGCGGCAGCAUCUUCGUCAUGGCACAUAAAAUGGAAGGGACUGGUCGGAUAAGUGCAUCUGGAGGUGACGGUUAUGGUGGUGGAGGUGGUGGACGCGUUUCCGUCCAUAUCUUCAGCCGCCGUUCUGACCCUAAAAUCUUCAUCCAUGGAGGUAGUAGUUUUGGUUGUCCAGAGAAUGCUGGAGCUGCUGGGACAGUGUACGAUGUUAUCUCAGAGAGUUUAAUAAUGGAUAACGACAAUAAGACAACAUACACAGACAGCCUUCUCCUGGAGUUCCCUAACCAUCGCCUUUACACUAAUCUGUAUAUCCAAAAUAUGGCAAAGGUUGCUGUUCGCUUGCGUUGGAGCCGUGUCCAGGUUCAAGGAUUGAUAAGUUUGUCAAAUGGUGGAGAGUUGAACUUCGGGCUUCCUCGUUAUGCUUCUUCGGAAUUUGAAUUAUUUGCAGAGGAGCUCUUGAUGAGCAAUUCUGUUAUCAAGGUGUUUGGGGCUUUACGAAUGACAGUUAAAGUGUUCUUGAUGUUGAAGUCAAGAAUGUUCGUAGAUGGUGGUGGAGUCACAAUAUUGGGAACAUCAAUGCUUGAAAUUAGUAAUCUGUUGGUGCUCAAGGAGUCAUCUGUGAUACAAUCCAAUGGAAACCUCGGAGUACAUGGGCAGGGUCUGUUGAAUCUAACAGGCGAAGGAGAUACAAUUGAAGCACAGCGUCUGAUUCUGUCUCUGUUCUAUAGCAUCCAGGUUGGAGCAGGAGCGGUUUUGAGAGGUCCUUUCCAGAAUGCAUCAACUGGUGGCCUUACUCCAAAGCUUUACUGUCAACAUGAAGAUUGCCCUAUUGAGCUACUCCACCCGCCGGAGGAUUGCAAUGUCAACGCAUCUCUUUCAUUCACUCUUCAGAUUUGCCGAGUUGAGGAUAUUACUGUUGAAGGUCUCAUCAAAGGAUCUGUUAUCCAUUUCCAUCUGGCGAGAACUGUAGUUGUACGCUCUUCUGGAAUGAUAACCGCAGACGGGAUGGGCUGCAGAGGUGGAGUUGGGACAGGGAGGUUUCUGAGAAGUGGUAUUGGGAGUGGUGGUGGACAUGGUGGUAAAGGAGGAAACGGUUGUUACAAUCAUACUUGCAUUGAGGGUGGUGACUCUUAUGGAAAUGCAGAUCUACCGUGUGAGCUUGGAAGUGGAAGUGGAAAUGAAGAGUCUAUAGAUUCAGUUGCUGGUGGAGGAAUCAUUGUGAUUGGUUCACUUGAGCACCCACUUUCAAGCUUGUCACUUGAAGGCUCGGUAACGGCUGAUGGUGAAACUCCCAGGAAGACGUUGAAAACCUUUAGUAACUCAAGUGUAGGACCUGGUGGUGGUUCAGGUGGUACCGUACUUUUGUUCUUGCGCACACUGGAUGUAGCGAAGUCUGCGAUUCUCACUAGUAUUGGAGGAAAUGGUAGUCAAAAAGGAGGUGGUGGAGGAAGCGGUGGAAGGAUUCAUUUUCACUGGUCAGACAUUCCUACUGGUGAUGUCUAUCAUAACAUUGCCAAUGUAAAGGGAAGAGUUUAUGUAAGAGGAGGGUUGGGUGCCAGUGAAGAUAACAUUGGAGAGGCAGGAACUUUGACUGGUAAAGCUUGCCCACAAGGGCUCCAUGGUCUAUAUUGCGAGGAAUGUCCAGCUGGAACAUAUAAGAAUGUUACUGGAUCUGAUAAAGCUCUUUGUCAUCUUUGUCCGCCUACUGAUCUUCCCCAUCGUGCUGUAUAUGUCACUGUUCGAGGCGGUGUUGCAGAAACGCCUUGUCCAUACCAGUGCGUUUCGGAUAGAUACCACAUGCCACACUGUUACACUACACUUGAAGAGUUAAUAUACACAUUUGGUGGACCAUGGUUGUUUGGCAUCCUUCUAGUAGUUGUGCUCCUUCUACUAGCACUUGUUUUUAGCGUCGCAAGAAUGAAGUUUGUUAGUGGCGAGGAGGGACAUGGGGCUGCCCCAACCCAUCAUGGUUCUCAGAUUGAUCACUCAUUUCCAUUUCUUGAGUCACUCAACGAGGUGAUGGAGACAAGCAGAGUGGAAGAAUCACAGGGCCACAUGCAUAGGAUCUAUUUCUUAGGUCCUAAUACUUUCAGUGAGCCUUGGCAUCUUUCUCAUACUCCUCCGGAAGAAAUAAAGGAGAUUGUCUAUGAGGCUGCGUUUAAUGGAUUUGUUGAUGAGAUCAAUGCUGUAGCUGCGUAUCAGUGGUGGGAGGGUGCGAUUUACAUCAUGCUCUCAGUUCUUGUCUAUCCUCUUGCGUGGUCCUGGCAGCAGUCACGCCGGAGGCUGAAGUUUCAGAAACUCCGUGACUUUGUUCGAUCAGAAUAUGACCAUUCUUGUCUACGCUCUUGUCGUUCAAGGGCCUUGUAUGAAGGGCUAAAGGUAGCUGCUACACCAGAUUUGAUGUUAGCUCAUCUAGAUUUCUUCCUCGGUGGCGAUGAAAAGAGAAACGAUCUUCCUCCUGCGGUUAAUCAAAGAUUUCCAAUGCCAUUACUCUUUGGAGGCGAAGGAAGUUACAUGGCCUAUUACUCACUCCAAAGUGAUGAUAUCCUGACCAGUCUGUUGAGCCAGAUGGUCCCACCAACAACUUGGUACCGGUUCAUCGCUGGUCUCAACGCUCAGCUGCGUCUGGUUCAGCAAGGGAACUUGAGGUCCACGUUUCGCUCGGUUAUGAAAUGGAUUGAAACUCACGGAAACCCUGCUUUGAAAAGACACGGUGUACGCGUCGACCUAGCUAGGUUUCAGGCGUCGCCUUCGUCGUCUUGCCAGUAUGGAAUCCUUGUUCACACCAUUGUAGAUGAACUGACAUCAGUUAUAGAUGAAACAGAACAGCAGCAGCAGCAGCAUCCAUGGGGGACACAAAUUGAAAACAACUCUGGUGAUUUGAGGGAUAACUUGCAGUUCACGCGAUCUCCAAGAAGCAUAACUAACCAUGUGAGGCAUCGAGACUGUGGAGAGAUCAUAGACAUCGGUAGCUUACAGUUUCUCAAAGAAGAAAAAGAUCUUCUCUCCCUCAUCUCCUUCUUGAUUCACAACACAAAACCUGUUGGCCAUCAGGAUCUGGUCGGUUUGGUUAUCUCGGUGCUACUCUUAGGAGAUCUAACUCUAAUGUUACUCACGCUGCUCCAACUCUACUCCAUAUCUAUGCUCGACGUCUUUCUCGCUAUGUUCGUUUUACCUCUCAGCAUCAUCUUCCCAUUCCCUGCCGGAGUCAGUGCUUUGUUUAGCCACGGACCAAGGCGCUCCGCUGGACGAACUCGCGUCUAUGCUUUGUGGAACAUCACAUCUCUGGUCAAUGUUGUUGUUGCGUUUGUGUGUGGAUAUAUACACUACCAUGGCUCAUCAGCGGGGAAAAAGAUUCCGUAUCUCCAGCCAUGGAACAUAAGCAUGGACGAGAACGAGUGGUGGAUAUUCCCGGUGGCUUUGCUUCUGUGCAAAGUGUUGCAAUCACAACUUGUGAACUGGCACGUUGCGAACUUGGAGAUACAAGAUUACUCCUUGUACAGUGAUGACUCUGAGCUCUUCUGGCAGUCGGCAUCCAAUGGUAUCAUUGUGAAGGGAGAGAAUGUUCCAAAGCCGAUAACAAGCUGGAUUGAAGCUGGUGUGAUGACCAAGCUCCAACAAGCCAGAGCCAUGAGAAGCUUCAAGGUCCCACUUCCCCUGAUACGGAUAAUCUCCUAUGGCCGAGACUCUUUGGUCUUUGCAGGACCAGCAACAUGA
This is a messenger RNA of Microthlaspi erraticum, 4506 nucleotides long. Lineage: Eukaryota; Viridiplantae; Streptophyta; Magnoliopsida; Brassicales; Brassicaceae. The record is from the annotation of a GenBank genome assembly.